This is a messenger RNA of Chrysoperla carnea, 3198 nucleotides long. RefSeq lists its product as uncharacterized. Gene Ontology annotation, molecular function: protein binding. NCBI's taxonomy places the organism in Eukaryota, Metazoa, Arthropoda, Insecta, Neuroptera, Chrysopidae. Gene Ontology annotation, cellular component: cytosol. Gene Ontology annotation, biological process: anatomical structure morphogenesis. The record is from RefSeq and is a predicted model, not a curated record. The transcript is spliced from 12 exons. The coding region runs from base 1 to 3198 and encodes 1065 amino acids.
AUGGAAGAUAAUGCCAUUAUAUCCAAAUUGGAUGUAAUAAAAAGAUCAUCGAGUAGUCGAAAUGAAAAUAGUUUAAAAAAAUUUGGAUUGGAGACUAAUAUGGAAGAUAGUGCCAUUAUAUCCAUAUUGGAAGGAUUAAAAACAUCAUCCAGUAAUCGAAUUGCAAAUAAUUUAAUAAAAAUUCGGCAACAAGUUAUUGUUACAGAUAAUGGAAUUAAAAAAUUUAAAGCAAAUGGUGGAAUAUCUUUAAUGAUUUCGCUUCUACAUAAACCAAAUGAAAAAAUUUCUGAUUUGGUAUUAAGUAUUUUGGGUAAUUGCUGCAUGAAACAAGAAGUUGUUUUAGAGGUCGAAAAAUUAAACGGGCUCAGAUAUGUUAUCCAUAUUAUAAAAAACAUUGCCAAAGAUAGUAUAUUAUGCAGGGCUUGUCGUGUUGUUGGCAACGUUGCUCAGUUUGAAAACACCGUAGAUAAUGUUCAUGAAUAUGGGGCAGUGGCAGCAAUUUGUGGUAUUCUAAAUUCAACUGAUAAAAAUACAAAUUUAACGCCAUCUACCAAGUUAAUGGCUGUACGUGCUUUGAGAUUAUUAUGGACGAAUAAACGGCGACAACAUGAAAUGUUAACACAAAAUGUUCCAAAAACGAUUGUAAUGAUUUUAAUUGAACACAAAUCAAAAUGGUCGACCAGUCCACAAGAUAAAGAUUUAUUAUUGGGUAUUUUACGAUGUCUGUUACAUUUUACGGAGAGUCCAUCACCAGAAUUAGUUUUACAGAUGUUCGCUGAUGGUAAUGGAUUCCAAAGUAUUGUAUCGUUAAUACCAUUAAAUCCAUAUUUUACCAUGAAGUGUAUUACAAAUUUAUCAACAGUUGCUACAACUCGUUCUGUUUUGGAAACAAAUGAAGCUGCCCGAAUAUUAAUUGAACGUUUAACUGCGUUCAAAGAUCAAGAUCCAUGUUUAACAUGGCCGAUUGAAGAUUUAAAUGCGUUAUGUUUGCUAUGCCGACAUGCGGCUACACGCGAAGAAGUGCGCUCUAGAAAUGGUUUACCUUUAUUACUCAGUGUAGUAAAAAAUUCAUCAAACAAGAAACAACAAGGCCAGGUGUUACACGCUUUAUUGCAUUUUAUUUAUGAUGAAGUGAGUUUAAAAAUAUUAAUAUCGGAUGGUUUGGUCAAAACUUUACUGACAUGUUUAGCACAAUUUUUGGAUUUAAUGAAAUGUCAACAUAAUGUUAUUACGGAAAAGAAACAUCAAUCAACAUGUACAAUUAAUCAACAAAUACAAAACGAUGAACAUCGAUCCUAUGUUUGUAGAAAAUUAUUAAAAUUUAAAAAUGGAUCAUUUGCUUCAAAUAAUUUAAAACGUGCUUUUGAACAUUGUGACGAUACUGAUGAUGUGAUGGAAUUCCAAUCAAAUAAACGGGCGCGUUCCACAACAUUUGACGAUCAAAAUUCAGACAAAAGUAACGUUGAAGAUGAAGAAGAAAAAUCAAAAGUAAAAUUAAAAACGAAAUUAUCUAUUGACUGUGGAAAUUCAUCACAAAUAUUGGAAAAACCUUCUGGAAGUCAAUCUGGUGGUAAUCUAGAUGAUAGUUUAGAAGAAACUAAUCGUUUAAAUUUAAAAAAUAAACAGUUGCAACGUUACGAAGACACUUUGAGUCCAAUACCAUUUGAUACACGUUUGAGUCCACAACCAUCUACAAGUUAUUCACCAAGUUGUACGCCACCAAGAAGUAUUAUUACAGAUUUGGAUGAAGAGGACUCUAAUUCAGAUGAUUCAAUUCGUUAUUCACCUGUAUGUAGUGAUUCAGAAUCAGAUGAUGAUGAUGCAGAUGAUAAAGCAAAUUGGGAUCAUAAUUUUGUUAAUUUUGAAAAUGAAGAUUUUGUACAUUAUGAAAUGGGCGAUAAUGAGUUAGAGAAUGCAUUAGAAGAAGAAAUGGAACCAAAAACUGGGGAAACACGAACAAUAACUUGGUUAUUAGUAUUACUUUCACGUGUCUCAUACAUGGACGAUUUAGAUCCAACAUUUGGGAAUAUUGAUACCGUUCAAGUAUUACUGCGUUACAUGGAAUUAAGUAAGCAACCGAUUACUAGAGCAGCCAGUAUAUUAUUACGGAUAGCAAGCCAAGGAGAUUUUCUUAUAAAUCUAUUAAAUAAUAAAUUAAUAUUAAGAUUACAUAAUUUAUUACGUAAUCCAUUACAUGGUAUCAAUUGUAAACAAUGUAUGGAAAUCAAGAACUUUAUUAAUUAUAAUGUUAUGGAGAAAUUAACUCGAACAAUAGAAAGUGGUUAUGUGAAAGGGCAAAUAGCACAUCAGUUGUUAAAAGGCGAACUGGACAAACAACAGAAACUUAUUAUAUCAAUACCAUAUUUAGUUCAAUCAAAAAGUCUAAUACGUUCAUUAUUUGACCAUUGCCGAGGCUUACAAAUCCUAUUAUUAGCUGUAUCAAACAUCAAAAUUGACGAUUGGUGGGAUUAUGCUGUAAAUGCAUUAGGUUUUUUAGCGAUUGCAUUAAAUAUUAAGGAUCCAAAAAAAACAGACGAUCUCAUAUUAUCGAUAAACGAUAUCGACUGUACUACCGCCACUGAACAAACGGUCUCAUCGAACGACAACACAGCAGUAAUCACAUUCGAAUUAGAUGAUGAGAGCCAAGUACACGCUAAUCGUAAUUUAUUAAUUGAACAAUCCGAUUUCUUUAAAGUUCUACUAACUGGUGCAUUUAUGGAAUCAAAUCAAUCCGUAAUACGAUUAAGUAAUGUAACCGCUAAUGGUUUUCGAUAUUUAUUAACGUUAUUAAAACAUUAUCAAGAUAAUAAAGAAGCGGAUAAUGAUAGUUUUCCAUUGUGUGUGAAUUCAAGUGUAGCAUUUGAAGUAUUAAUAUUAGCGGAUCGAUUUUUAAUCGAUGAUCUAACUGAUACAUUAUCGCGUGCGAUUUUAAAAUAUCGUAUGUGUUCGUGUAAUGUUGCCCAAUUGUAUAAAUAUUCGUUAGAAUCGCAUACAAAUUAUUUACGUGUUGAAUGUAUUGCUUAUGGCUUAGUUGGUUUAACGGAAAAAUCACGUGUGAAUGUAUUUAAAGAUAUUAUUAACGAUGGAUAUGGCGAAAGUUUAAUCGAAGAUUUUUGUGAUUUUAGCAAAAAUCCAGAUAAUGUGGCUAUUGUAAAGGUAGAUUCCGACGAAAUGUUGUCUGCAAAAAUAUCUAGUUAG